ACCUCACUCUCCCACGCCUUCUUUAGCAGCUCAUCAAACUUCGGAUGUCUGGUCUAGAAUCGAAAGAACUUAAACGGUUUGGGCGGUGAUUGUUUUAUAGCCUCAGUGUCCACCAAACUUGGACAGUGAUCUGAGACUCCUGGCUUCUGAAAAUGAACUGAGCUCUCUGUCACCUUAUCCAACAAGUCAAAAUUAACCAACACCCGAUCUAACUUUUUCGCAAUUGGACGAGCGUCUUGCUUGUUAAGCCAAGUAAACCACGGUCAUGUUGCCUGAUGGUCUUCUAGUUCCAAUUCCAUAAUCCACUUGUCAAAAUCCUUCAUUCUUGUACUACAGUGUGUUACAUUUGAAGCUUCAACUUGACUUCUAAUCACAUUAAAAUCCCCAGAUAUCAUCCAAGGAGCUCCCUGGACUAUAAUAUUCCUCAGAUCAUCAAACAACUGCCUCCUAUCCUUCUCCUUAUUCGAAGCAUACACAAACGUUGCAAAGAAAGGCACAACAUCAUUUACUAGGACAUGAUUGAACUGCUCAGUAAAGUGCAAGAUACGUAAAGAAAUAUCCUUCCUCCAAGCCAGCCAAAUCUUCCCUAACCCAGCCAAGGAGUAUGUAAUCUCAUUCUCCCAAUCGAGAAACCUCUUAUUUACUAGCUUUUUCUCUUCUUUUUUCCUAAUUCUCGGCUCAAGUAUAGCUACUAUACUAAUAUUAUGCUUAUUUAUCUUCCUACGUACCUCUAGAUACUUACUAUCAGCUACAAACCCCCCUAGUAUUCCAGGUGAGUAUCUCAUCUACUAUUUUACAUCAAACAUGACCCUUUUUUUUUAAAAAAAAAUUAUUAAACAUACUGGUGGACCCUAAGAAAAUUUUAUUUUAUUGGACGGAAACAACCCCACCCCGAGGUCACUCCGGUCACCCGGGUCAAAUACCUUGGGUCACCCAGCCCACCUUGGGGUCACUCAGGCCACCCUGGGGUCAAAUACCUUGGGUCACCUAGCCCACCCCGGGGUCACUCCGGUCACGCGGGUCAAAUACCUUGGGUCACUUUAGGAUCACUCCGGCCACCCUGGGGUCAAAUACCUUGGGUCACUUUGUGAUCACUCCGGCCACCCCGGGGCCAAAUACCUUGGGUCACCUUUGGGUCGCUCCGGCCACUCCGGGGUCAAAUACCCUGGGUCACCUCGGCUACCUUGGGCUCUCCGCCCACCCCAUGUCACCUCAACCUUUGGCCACAUACCCCCGCAACGUGUCCAUCGACCAAACCACCAAGCUCUCGAAGGAGACACGUAAUCCCUUCAUGUUCGCCUGGGAGCCUCUAUAAAAGGCCACUUCGUCUCCAGAUUGAGGUAAGCAAAAAUUUUCCCAUGCCUAGACUCGUGAACUCGCGCUAUGAUUAGCGCAGAUAUUCAUUCUCAACUCCAUUCACUCAUCUUUCUUUUCGAGAUCAUAUUCCUCUCCACUCAACACCCUAACUAACUUGAGCGUCGGAGAGUGUCCCCGCCGAGAUCGGCUGGCGGACCCUUUUUGCAGGAGACGAGCGGAGCUAACAUCACGAGUGAAGUUCGAGGUGAAAGGUGGUCGUCGACCGACUCCGGUGCCCAGCAUAAAAAAUUCGACGUCGGCUACAACCCUGGCAUCAACACAUACCCUUCUGUUAAAAUUUCCAUUGAAAAAAUUGUCAAUCAUGGUUGAACCGAGAUUUAGACGACCCGACAUCGGCAAAUGAAAGCGAAAAUGUUAGUUUUGUGUCCCAUUUUAUUUCUCUGUGUCUCUUCAAAUUGAAAUUAUUUGAAUUAUUUGGCUAUACAAAAGAACAAAAAAUAAAUUCUAAAGUGAAAUUAUUAGAGAAAUCUUAGACAUUUGUGUCAUCCAAACAUAAGAUCGGCCUUGGUUAACGAUUUUUGGAUGAAAAUUUUAACAAAAGUGCAUGUUUGAUCAUUUUUACAAAGUACAGGGGAUGUUUGAUGAAAAAAUAGUAGAGGGGCAUGUUUGAUUAAACGUCAUAAUAAAGGAGCAUAUUAUACCUACAACCCUAAAAAAAAUCUAAAAUAUAAGUUCAACAAAAAAACUGGUAAAUAAUUUGAAGAUCCAUCUUCUAAACAAAUAACAAUUUAAUUUUUUAACCCUUACAAUUAGUAUUUUUUUUUUGUUCUGCAGUCUUUGUUCGGGCGUGGCUAUUGAUGUUGUGUGACAAGGGUUUUGUUCUCUCCAGUUUGCCGAUACCUUGCAUCAAACCUAGGGAUGCUAGAAAAAUACAAAAAACUAAGACUCAUAGCAUAAUAACUAAGGAAGUGGCGUCAGGUAAUAUCUAUGCAUGUAAGAAUUUUGUAAACAAAUGAGCAUAAUUAUAUCAUUUAUUAUAAUUAGUAGAAUGAUUGUGGAAUUCAUUUGAAAAUUUCAUCUUAGUUACUUGAAAUUGCUAUAACUAGUUCGAACUUCGUAGAAUUCAAAAUUUAAAUUUGAAAAUGAUUUUUUUAAAUACCAAUAGAAAACUUAUGGAAUUCAUUUAUACCAGAAAAUAUGUUAAAUACCAUAUACAAAAAGAUUUGGGUAAAUACAAUUUAAUAUCCAAACCUUUCAUUUUAAAAAAAAUAAUAGCCAAACCUUUUCAUAUAUAAUAUAAUAGUCAAAUCGUCAACUUUCCAUCCGGUUGACUGUUAGUUUACUGUGACGUGGCAGUUGUAUCGCUGGCUUGGAUUUCGAUUGGUGACGUGGCAGUUGUAUCGCUGGCUCUUCCGUUCAACUCCUGCCACGCCUUGCCGACGUCGCGGACCUCCUCCACCUCAUCGAGGAGCUCAGGGAGCGAUGAUCCAAUUUGAAGAUGCAGCUGCUCGAGUUCAAGCUUCUGAAGGAGACCGCUACCAUUGCACCCAAAUUGGAGGGAAAUAUCUUCGCUAAGAACGCAGAAAUUGAGAGGGAAGAGAGCCACGCGAGAAUGCAGGUUAUGGAGGACGAGCUUCAGAAGCUAAGGAAAAUGGGUCUGGAGAGAGGGAUCAAUAGAGUUGACCUAGAAUCCCCAAGCCUCCACCAAACUGUCGCCGUCGUCAAUGUCAUUGUUGUCGGCCUCGCCACCACCAUCUUGCAUCCUCGACCAAUCUGCUUCUGUUUUCCCACCGCCAUUGCCUACUUUUCCCCUAUCGUUGCCGCUGGCGUCGACCACUGCAGUUGUGAAUCUGGCCCCACCAUUGCCGCCGCCUCUGCUAAAGAGGUUGAAAGCUGGGGCAAUGAAGGUGAGAUGCGUGCUGGAAGUUGCGGAGUUCUACCACUCUCUAUUGCAGAGGGAUUCAAGGAAGGAUGGUUUGGUUGAUGAAAUUAUUAACUAAUAGCAAAAUAAUUAAAUUAAUUAAGCAAAGUAAAUUUGUCGGGAGAAAUUCAAUGGAGAAAGCUCUGGGAGAAACACUGAGACUCACUGCCUAUCCUAUCCAUAUUAAUUCACAUAUUCCAAUCAAUUUAAUCCAUAUAUCUACAGACUACAGCCAGGAUAUCACUACUGUGCCAGCUAUCCCUGUCGGGAAUUACUACGUACUAAACAAUUAAUUCAAAUCCUAAUGUCAUAGCUCAAUGACUUAAUUAUUUAGCCUGAAGAUCGAUAUCCCAUUGAAGACCGCAUAGCACCUUAUUUAAUCCACUGUCGCUUCAAUAAGUUACUAUGUCACAU
Linum trigynum is the source of this 3652-nucleotide messenger RNA. Lineage: Eukaryota; Viridiplantae; Streptophyta; Magnoliopsida; Malpighiales; Linaceae. The record is from the annotation of a GenBank genome assembly.